Acaromyces ingoldii is the source of this 2840-nucleotide messenger RNA. Its product is annotated as WD40 repeat-like protein. Gene Ontology annotation, molecular function: protein binding. The coding region runs from base 457 to 2412 and encodes 651 amino acids. The record is from RefSeq and is a predicted model, not a curated record. NCBI's taxonomy places the organism in Eukaryota, Fungi, Basidiomycota, Exobasidiomycetes, Exobasidiales, Cryptobasidiaceae. The transcript has 5 exons.
CAUCUUAUUUUAUUUUAUCUCUUUUUUUAUCCCUUUUUCUGCCAGAGCGACCCCGUCUUCCAUCUGACAGCAUCCGGCCCUCGAUUGGACAAGUUGACCGCGGCCACAGCGCGCCGGGUCGUCCUCUUUCAUCGACAAGCAUCUUCACCUCGAUCUGACUCGGCCCGGCACAGGAACAGCGCUCGAAAGUCGCUAGCAGUCUUGUUGCCUCUCACGACUGGUUGGCCUUCGCCCCCACCUGCCGCAGGUCUGAUUUAGGCGCAUCCAUCCAGCCAUCCAUCAAUUUUUGUCCGCAGACACCGAGCGAGGGACACGUCAUAGAAGCGGCAGAGAAGAAAGGACCCGACUGACGAUACUCUAAAGGAUCAGACAAGUAGAAGGGAGGAAGGGCGCAAGAAGAAAAUUAGAAGCAGCUCGACAUUGGCGUACUCAGAGACCAGGCCGAUGUCUUCUAAGAUGUACGCCAAUCCACGCUCGUUGGUUCCCGCAGGCGCCGGCUCGGGAGGUGCACCGGCUGGAUCGAGUGGUGGGCCUGGCGGUGGUGCUGGCGGUGCUGGCGGUGCUGGUGUGGCAGGUGGGCCAUCGCAGCCCCCACCGGUUCCUGGACCCAACCCACCUGGCUCAGGCGCUGGUGGAGCCGCGCCAGGCCCCGGCGGUGCUCCUGGAGGUGCUGGUCCGGCCGCUGCUGCCAGGCUGGCGGAUCUGCUCGACUUUGUCAGGCACGAAUUCGACCUUGUCGGCAACGACGCAGCAACGCUCAAAGCUCAGCGCGAUGAGUUUGAACAUCGGAUCGGCCAACAAGUGAGCGAGGUGCAGAUGAUGCAGCAGCACAUCAUGGAUCUCGAGGCACGGCAUACCAACAUGACCCAGCAAUACGAGGAUGAGAUCAAGCGUCUGCGGAACAUCGUCGACUCCAGGCCACAAGAGGGAAACGGCAACGGGUCAAACUUCCCGGGCCCUCCGCAUCUGCCGACCUCGGGAGGCGGUGGUCCGCCGCCGAUCGCCUCCAAGCCCAGUUCUUCGGGAGGUGGAGCAAGCGGUGGGUUUGGAGGGCCCUCUGACCCAUACCGCAAUGGCUAUGACCGUGAGCGACCAAAUGGCGAGGGCGCCUCAGUGAAGCGGUUGCGCAUGGAUGAUCGCGAGAGGGACAGGUACGGGCCUCCAAGCCCAGCGGCCGAUCGCGACAGGGAUGGUAGACCGGCGAAGAGGGAGGACAGAGACAGAAUGGGAGGCUCUUCGGCCCCUAGUCCAUACCCUUCACAUGCGCAACCAAGCGGCGCUUAUGGCCGCGAUCACGAACCCUCCGCUGCAGCUGGCAACACCAGCCUGGCAGACCUGAGCGAGCUGGACCCCGACGAGGUGCCCAAGGAGCUGAAGAAGGAAGGUAGCGACUGGCUUGCCAUCUUCAAUCCAAAGGUCAAGCGCGUCCUCGACGUCAAUCUCGUUCACACGCUCAUGCACGAGAGUGUCGUCUGCUGCGUCCGUUUCUCACCGGAUGGGAAGUCGCUGGCGACGGGAUGCAACAAGAGUGCGCAAAUCUACGACACAAAGACGGGCGCUAAGACAUGCGUGCUGUCGGACCAGCCGCCGAAUCACAAGGGCGACCUCUACAUCCGCUCCGUUUGCUUCUCCCCCGACGGCCGCUUACUGGCCACGGGCGCAGAGGACCGCCAGAUCCGCAUCUGGAACAUUGCCACGAAAAAGGUCAAGCACAUCUUUGCCGGUCACAAGCAGGAGAUCUACUCGCUCGACUUUUCCCGCGAUGGACGCAUCAUUGCCAGUGGUAGCGGCGACAAGACUGUUCGCAUCUGGGACGUCGAGUCCGGCACCUUGCUCCACACCCUCUACACUUCGCCUGGUCAAGAGCAAGGUCCUAGCGAGGCCGGCGUGACGAGCGUCAGCAUCAGCUCCGACAACCGCUUGGUCGCUGCCGGCGCCCUCGACACACUCGUGCGCGUGUGGGACACGAGGACGGGACAGCAGCUCGAAAAGCUGCGGGGCCACAAGGACAGCAUCUACAGCGUCAGCUUCGCCCCCGAUGGACGCACUCUCGUCAGUGGCAGUCUCGACAAGACGCUCAAGAUGUGGGACCUCUCGGCCACUGUUCGUGCCCUCGAUGCUGAUGCACCCGAAGAAGAGCGGGCUGGAAAUGCGACGUGUGCGACGACCUUCUUGGGCCACAAGGACUACGUCCUGUCCGUCUCCUGCUCGCCCGACGGGCAGUGGAUUGCUUCGGGAUCCAAGGACCGCGGUGUGCAAUUCUGGGACCCCAGAACGGCACAGACCCAAUUCGUCCUCCAGGGACACAAGAACUCCGUCAUUGCCAUUAAUCUGAGCCCCGCCGGGAACCUCCUCGCUAGUGGCUCCGGCGAUUUCAACGCACGUAUCUGGAGCUACGACUCCAUCGCCUGACCGCCCCACCUCGAUAGACUUCAUCGACAACGUUCAAAAACAAAUUUCCUUGGGGUUCUCUCUCUUUUCUCAUGUUCUCCCUUUCCUGUUGCUACCAAAAGGCUUCCCUUUCGUCUUAUCAUUUCCGUGCCGCUCGAUUUCUUCUCUUGUCUUCCUCCUUUCUUUUCUUCAUUUUGCUCUUCCUUUUCCCCUUUCAUGCCCCAAAACCACACCUUUAUCUCCCUUGUUCUUUUCCUUUCUCCUCUCCAUCGACUGCCACUUGUUGUCAACCGCGCCUCUUAACCCACCAUCCACCUCUCUCCAUCUCUCUGUAGUAGUUCUGGAAAGCCUUUGUCGGCGAAUAACAAAACGAAGAAGAAACAGCCCUUCUUUUCAUGUCGUUCCUUCAAUUCGACAAGAAUCGAAAUCAAAACACAUCAUCAUUCUGG